GUGAAUGAAAUUUACCACGAUGAAUCCCUGGGUGUUCACAUAAAUGUUGUGCUGGUCCGAAUGAUCAUGUUGGGGUAUGCGAAGUCCAUUAGCUUGAUUGAAAGGGGGAACCCCUCGAGAAGCUUGGAGAACGUUUGCCGCUGGGCGUAUCAGCAGCAGAAGUCGGACCCGAAUCACUCUGAGCACCACGAUCAUGCCAUCUUCUUAACCAGGCAAGAUUUUGGGCCUGCUGGUAUGCAAGGCUACGCUCCCGUUACUGGCAUGUGUCACCCAGUCCGGAGCUGUACUCUCAACCAUGAGGACGGGUUUUCAUCAGCUUUUGUUGUUGCUCAUGAAACUGGUCACGUGCUGGGAAUGGAGCACGAUGGGCAAGGGAACAGAUGUGGGGAUGAGACGGCAAUGGGGAGCGUUAUGGCUCCCUUGGUGCAGGCUGCCUUUCACCGUUACCACUGGUCCCGAUGCAGCGGCCAAGAGCUCAAGAGAUACAUCCACUCUUACGACUGUCUUCUUGAUGACCCUUUCGAACAUGAUUGGCCCAAGCUUCCUGAACUGCCAGGCAUCAAUUAUUCCAUGGACGAACAGUGCCGCUUUGACUUCGGUGUCGGCUAUAAAAUGUGCACCGCGUUCCGAACCUUUGACCCCUGCAAGCAAUUGUGGUGUAGCCAUCCAGAUAACCCAUAUUUCUGUAAGACUAAGAAAGGACCACCACUCGAUGGGACAGAAUGUGCCCCUGGAAAAUGGUGCUAUAAAGGUCACUGCAUGUGGAAGAACGCUAACCAGCUGAAGCAGGAUGGCAACUGGGGACCCUGGACAAAAUUUGGCUCCUGCUCACGGACCUGUGGAACUGGGGUUCGCUUUCGGACACGCCAGUGCAACAAUCCGAUGCCCCUUAAUGGAGGUGAAGACUGUGCUGGUGUCAAUUUUGAGUUCCAACUUUGCAAUACCGAGGAGUGUCCGAAGCACUUUGAGGACUUCAGAGCGCAGCAGUGUCAGCAACGCAAUUCCCACUUUGAGUACCAGAACAGCAAGCACCACUGGCUGCCAUAUGAACACCCUGACUCUAACAAGAGAUGUCACCUGUACUGCCAAUCCAAAGAAACUGGAGACGUUGCUUAUAUGAAACAGCUGGCACACGAUGGGACUCGCUGCUCCUAUAAAGAUCCUUACAGCAUCUGUGUUCGUGGAGAGUGCGUGAAAGUGGGUUGUGACAAGGAAAUCGGCUCCAAUAAGGUUGAAGAUAAGUGUGGCGUCUGUGGCGGGGAUAACUCUCAUUGCCGGACUGUGAAGGGAACCUUUACCCGCACUCCCAAAAAGCUUGGGAAGACAAGAGGAGCGUUUACAUUGCCCAAAGGAGCUCGCAAUGUUUCCCUUUCUGAAACAAAGGAAUCUAAAAAUAUGCUGGCGAUUAAGAACCAGGCUACAGGACACUACAUCCUGAACGGGAAAGGGGAGGAGGCCAGAUCCCGAUCUUUCAUCGACCUGGGCGUGGAGUGGGAGUACAACAUCGAAGACGACAUCGAAACUCUCCACACCGACGGGCCCUUGCACGACGCAGUGGUGGUGCUGAUCAUUCCUCGGGAAAAUGACACGAGAUCUAGCCUGACUUACAAAUACAUCAUUCACGAGGAUUCAGUACCAACUAUCAACAGCAACAACGUCCUACAGGAAGAAAUAGACACCUUUGAGUGGGCGUUGAAGAGUUGGUCACAGUGCUCCAAACCCUGUGGUGGAGGGUUCCAGUACACCAAAUACGGGUGCCGCAGGAAAAGUGAUAACAAAAUGGUUCACCGCAGCUUCUGUGAAGCCAGCAAAAAGCCAAAACCCAUUCGUAGAAUGUGCAAUCUUCAGGAGUGCACACAGCCUCUCUGGGCAGCAGAUGAGUGGGAAUACUGCACAAAAACCUGUGGGAAUUCAGGCUAUCAGCUCCGUACAGUGCGUUGCAUUCAGCCCCUCCACGACGGUGCAAACCGCUCUGUCCAUUUCAAGUACUGUAGUGGGGAUCGCCCCGAGAGCCGCAGGCCGUGCAACCGAGUACCGUGCCCUGCGCAGUGGAAAGCCGGACCCUGGGCGGAG
Messenger RNA from Eurypyga helias (sunbittern), 2073 nucleotides. RefSeq names its product ADAM metallopeptidase with thrombospondin type 1 motif, 3 (gene ADAMTS3). Lineage: Eukaryota; Metazoa; Chordata; Aves; Eurypygiformes; Eurypygidae. Gene Ontology annotation, molecular function: metalloendopeptidase activity. Gene Ontology annotation, cellular component: extracellular matrix. The transcript has 15 exons. Gene Ontology annotation, biological process: proteolysis; extracellular matrix organization. The annotation marks the transcript as partial. The record is from RefSeq and is a predicted model, not a curated record.